Nelumbo nucifera (sacred lotus) is the source of this 612-nucleotide messenger RNA. RefSeq names its product histone H4. Gene Ontology annotation, molecular function: DNA binding; protein heterodimerization activity; structural constituent of chromatin. Lineage: Eukaryota; Viridiplantae; Streptophyta; Magnoliopsida; Proteales; Nelumbonaceae. The record is from RefSeq and is a predicted model, not a curated record. Gene Ontology annotation, cellular component: nucleosome.
CGCAAACCAAAGCGAAGCGAGUAGACACAGAAGCAGAGAAAGAGGGAAAAUAAAAGCUCGCGUGAGGGAGAAGAGUUGCAGAGGGAGGGGGAAAAUGUCAGGAAGAGGGAAGGGUGGUAAGGGAUUGGGAAAGGGAGGAGCGAAGAGGCAUCGUAAGGUGUUGAGGGAUAACAUCCAAGGUAUCACCAAGCCUGCCAUUCGUCGCUUGGCUAGACGUGGUGGUGUCAAGCGUAUUAGUGGUCUCAUCUACGAGGAGACUCGUGGGGUUCUCAAGAUAUUUCUUGAAAACGUCAUUCGUGAUGCCGUUACCUACACUGAGCACGCUCGCCGGAAGACCGUCACCGCUAUGGACGUCGUCUAUGCUCUCAAGAGACAGGGCAGGACUCUCUAUGGGUUCGGUGGUUAGGGUUUCGGCCUAUUUUAUCUUUUGCAUUUUUUGUUUUUCUCUUAUGGGCAUCUGUUAAUAUAGAUGAUAUGUGAUGUAUUCUCUUCUUUGUUCUCUUUACAUUGAUGGGGUUAUGUAUCUUUUCUGAGCUAUUGAUGGAAAAGAAUCAAUGAGGUAUUGAAUGAUAAGAAUUGGUUAAGAUUUCAAAAUAUUCCAAUGUUCAUUUA